Molecule: messenger RNA, 3917 nt
Organism: Echinops telfairi (small Madagascar hedgehog)
Lineage: Eukaryota; Metazoa; Chordata; Mammalia; Afrosoricida; Tenrecidae
Gene: ARMC1
Product: armadillo repeat containing 1
Exons: 7
Coding region: 153-1001 (282 amino acids)
Molecular function (GO): protein binding; metal ion binding
Source: RefSeq, a predicted model, not a curated record
CCCCGAGCCCGCGGCUGCGAGCGGGCCGUCCAUCUCCGAGCCGGGGCCGGCUGCCUCCCUGGCGGACGUGGCCCGAUGCUGCGGCCGACGCUGGGUUCCUAAAGCGCUGCAGCGGGAGAGAUUAAGAUUUGAUUCAAGUGUAUGGAUUGAAGAUGAAUUCGUCCUCUUCCACCAUGAAUGAAGAACCUGAUGCUCUAUCAGUUGUUAACCAGCUACGAGACCUAGCCGCAGACCCGUUAAACCGAAGAGCCAUUGUCCAGGAUCAGGGAUGUCUUCCUGGCCUUAUUUUGUUUAUGGACCAUCCCAACCCCUCUGUUGUUCACUCGGCUUUGCUCGCUCUUCGAUACUUGGCAGAAUGCCGUGCUAACAGAGAAAAGAUGAAAGGAGAACUGGGUAUGAUGUUAAGCCUACAAAAUGUUACACAGAAGACUACAACUCCAGGGGAAACGAAACUGCUGGCCUCUGAAAUCUAUGACCUUCUUCAGUCCGCGAAUAUGGCAGAUGGUGAUAGCUACAAUGAAAUGAAUUCACGUCGCAGGAAAGCGCAGUUUUUUCUGGGCACCACCAACAAACGUGCCAAAACAGUGGUUUUGCAUAUAGAUGGUCUUGAUGAUACAUCUCGGCGAAAUCUAUGUGAAGAGGCUUUGCUAAAAAUUAAAGGAGUUAUUAGCUUUACUUUUCAAAUGGCUGUUCAAAGAUGCGUGGUACGAAUCCGUUCAGACCUGAAGGCGGAGGCUUUGGCGUCAGCAAUCGCAUCAACUAAAGUUCUGAAAGCCCAGCAAGUUGUGAAAAGUGAGAGUGGAGAAGAGAUCCUGGUCCCAUUCCAAGAUAGUCCGGUGGAAGUGGAACAGAACACAGACCUCCCAGACUACCUGCCUGAGGAUGAGAGCCCCACGAAGGAGCAAGAUAAAGCCGUGUCCCGGGUUGGUUCGCACCCAGAAGGUGGAGCCAGCUGGUUGAGCACAGCUGCAAACUUUUUAUCCAGAUCAUUCUACUGGUGACUUCAAUGUGGGGCUGAAGGACUGUGUGAACCACCAAGGAGCAGCGUUCCAUUGUGGUGGUGAACUGUCAAGUGCAAUUUGCAAUAAAUUAUCAUGAAAAGUUUUUAGAUUAUAUGAUUACGUAUGCUGCAUUUUACAUUUUAUUGGACAUUUUACUCCACUAAGUGGUUAAAAGGACAAAGGCGACUGUGGGAUCGCUUUGUCUGUGAAGGUGUUUUUGGUUUUGUUUCAUUGCCUCACUUUUUUUUUAUUUGGGUCCACUGUUAAACCAAACACAUAUGUGCAGCUUUACGUUUUAUUGUAUAAGGCUAAGUCAAAAGUAUUGCUACAAUAUCAUAGAAAUCUUUAUUAAACAAAAAGCAAAAUGUGAAGGCAUUUUCUUGGCAUAUCGUUCAUCUAGGUUUAUACACUUCUGAAGGUGUUGUUUUCCGUCUCUCUGACCCCUCCCUAAAGACAUCUGGGCUCCAGAUAUACUACAUUCAGAUGGCCGUGUGGAGAACUCCAAAGGACUUAAGUUAUGUACCUUUUCAAUCUUCUCUGUAUUUUGGGAACAAAAAAAAACUCCGAAGGGGCAAAUUUAGGGCUCUAGUUUGGGUAGGGUAAAGCCCCCCAAAGAAAUUUCUCAGGAUAGCCCUUUGCAGCCCUUGAAGAAUGCAUAGGUGUAUCGUGAUGGGGGUGGAAGUCAUUUGGCACAACUGUCCUCGCCUUAAACUUCUGCACGACAAGCCCUCGUGGUCAUCCGUGUCAUCUGAGGAAGUCCAUCAAGGACUGUCCCUUUGGAGUCCUCUGGACAGUCACUCAGCCUUUGGAGCUGACUCUGCCUUGAACUGAUUCCCCUGGGCUCUCGGAAGUCGCUUUUGUAUCGAACUCUCAGUUUCUUGUUUUUUUUAAUGUGCACUGAGCAGACUGUGUUGAGUGUAUUACUGAGAGAACUUGUCUGCAGCCCUCUGAUCUGAUCACAGAUACGUUUUAUUUGGAAUAAAUCUGUGCAUGCAUGAACGAGAACCCCGGUAGCAAUACUUCUUGACUUAUCCUCUUAUCUCAAGCCCAUGAUUAGGAAAUCUCAUUUUCUCCUCAAGCCAUGGGACCUAGCUGAAGAGGUUUUUGUUAAGCUCAAUUUGUGCAUGAAUGACAGAACACAUUUUCUUUCUUUUCUUCAUAAAAGAUACUUAAUUUGGGACCUUUAACUGAAAGUCAAAAACGUUUCUCAUUUUACCCCCCUUUGUGCCUUUUUAUUUGCCAACCGUGUUCAUACAAAGGACAUUGCUAACGACAUUUUGUGAAUUAAAGUAUAGUAAUCCAUUGUCAUACAAAUUCUACAAAAGCUUUGCAGUCUAAUUUUUUACAGUAAGAUGAACUAAAUCAGCUGAGAAGAAACACAUUUGUAUAUUAGCAAAGUGUUUUCAAAGAGCCUUUGAGUGAAAAGUGUGGUUCUUGUGAACUAGUGUUCAGUUGGUUUCGAUCAGCUCUUGAGAGAGAUAGCUAGCAUGCUGUUGCAAGAAACCCUAAGUGGUCUCUAGGCCACUUGGCAAGUGUACACUAUUCCCUGCUAGGAAAAACGUAAACAUAGCAAAGAACUGACAGACUUGAAAAAAGCAAACGAAACUGAAUGCCGGUAAUGCUGUAGUGCCGCUUUGAGCAAGGUGACAGAGUCCCUGGUGGCGCAGUGGGUUAAACUGGGCUGCUAACUGGAAGCUUCAUUAUUGGAAUCCACCAGCUGCUCUGCAGGAGAAAGGCGAGUCAGUCCUUUCCCACACAGACUGAGUCUCAGAAACCCCAGGGCUCAGUUCUACUCUGUUUUGUGGUGUCUCUGAGUUCGAAUCAACUCCAUGGCAGUAGGCUUGUCUUUGUUUGGGUUUGAACCGUCAAACAUGCCUUGCCUGGCACAGCUGUUCAGUAGGUGCUUUCCUUUCUAUGAUCGCCUUUUGUGAGUUAAUUAAGAAAAUGCUGCGAUUGUAUUGAUAUAAAAAAAAACAAAGCUAAAUUAUUGCUUCUCGAGAAAGCCAGCACUGUAUCAUAAUGUGUUUUUUCCUAUCCAGCCAUAAAAAAAUGAACCUCAGUAAAGGUAAGAUAUAUAUGUAUGAAUGUAUAUGUUGUUUUUGAUAGGUAAGAGGAAACUGCAUGUAUGCAAUGCCAUAGGAAGUUUAUGAGAUAUUUGGCAACCAAAUUUUUUUUCCCCUUUUAUUGGAAAUAAAGGUAAAUCCAGAUAAAAUUUAAUGCUAUAUGAUUAGAAAUAAGGAAUCAAUUUUUUUUGGUAACCAACGUGCAGGGCUGCUAUUUUACUACUUGGAGAAAGUGAAAUGAAAAUUGAAUCCCGGAGGGUUUCUUUACACUUCAUUCCCUCUCUUUCAAAAAAUAGGGGGGCGGGGGGAAAGCAUCCAGUUUCAGUGGGGAAAUUUAUGUAAAAUCUCAUCACCGGGGAGAGUCUUCAGUUCACCUACAUUGUGAUCUUCUGGAGGAAUGGGUUCAGAAGGAGAUUUUCAGACUAGAUACUUGCUUACAUUUUUCCCCCUCUGUCUAGGCUGUGACUCAAGGAACACGCACAAAUUGAAAAUACAAGUUUCAGGAGCAUCUAUUACUUUAAACGCAUAGUGCAACUUGCUGCUAGACCCAGCUGUGUUGAAAAGAAACAAAAUCACCUCUUUUCUAUAGCCAUUAAAACAAAGUUUACUGUUCUGUUUUAACAAGUGUGUAUUUUAGUUUGCAUUGCUACACAUCUGCUUAUUUAACAACAGCAUCCCUUUGGUAGUGAUGGUUCAGUACAAGUAGAUAAUCCAGCUUGAUGUUUGUGUGUUCUAAUUCCAAGUAUUCUUUUAUUCCAGGUCUUAUAGAGCAGUUAAGGCAAGUGUAAAGGGAUUUUUUGAAAUAUAUUGUAAAAUAAUAAAAGGUAACAAUUAAAAUGAAAAGGAUAUUGUA